Messenger RNA from Periconia digitata, 446 nucleotides. NCBI's taxonomy places the organism in Eukaryota, Fungi, Ascomycota, Dothideomycetes, Pleosporales, Periconiaceae. The record is from the annotation of a GenBank genome assembly.
UCCUCUCAUUUCAAUAUAAUUUCUCAAUGCUGAUAAUCACAAAAUGUGAUUUGAUGUUAAGAGACAUGAGUCUAUACUUCAACGGAACAUACGAAAAAAAAAAUCCGUGUCAUCACCCAAUGCAGCCGUUUCAAACAACUUCCGCCCGGUACUACCUACACUGCGUACAUAUGCCAAGGCAGCAACAACACAGCCACCGCCUACAAUCCUCCUCCCAUCGGGAUUCCCCACAGACAAGAACAAGACAGACAACCGAACCCCAUUUACAGUUUCCGGCAAACUUCAAAAGUCGUGAUCCGCUAGCCCACGAAACGCAACAAUCUUGUUUAGUUAAGUUCCCUCCGUCCAUCCAUCCAUGUCCCCAAACAAUCUGUACAUCCAGAACACCAAAAGAUCCCCCCUCCCCCUCCCGUCCAAAAAAAAAAGGAAAAAAAGUUAAGAUAUAA